AUGGCGUGUGGCUUGAAAGUCCCUGGUUCCGAUACGAAGGCUGGAAGGAAACAAGGGGCCAGAAUACAAUCCCUCUGGUGGCAUAAUCUCCCUGAUCAUGCUAUGCACCUCAUGUUCCGUGAGGUGACGGAUCUCGCAGCCCGAGUCCAUCAAAUGAAAACAUCCCGCAAAUCAGUCGACGAUACUCUUAAACUUAUGGCUCAUGCGGGAGAGCUCGUUCGAAGGCUGGAAAACUGGACCCCAGACGUGUCGAUGGUGGACCAAGAGCACACAGAUUCCGUCCAGCACUUUAACGCCAUAUGGCAGCUUGGAUUACUUUGUUUUAUCCACCAGGAAAUUUACACUCUCGAUUCCAGCGAUACUCGCAUCCAGAAGUACGUAGCCAUGGCUAUCGAACCUCUCCGGAAACUCUCGUGGCUACAGGCCUGUCUUUUCCCCCUUUUCAUGCUCGCGGUGCAUGCUCAAACAUCGGAGUCACGGAUAUUUGGAGUCACUAUGAUACAUAUGGACCUGCUGCCUCCAGAUGGCGAGAUCUAA
This is a messenger RNA of Fusarium musae, 537 nucleotides long. RefSeq lists its product as uncharacterized. The transcript has 2 exons. The coding region runs from base 1 to 537 and encodes 178 amino acids. The record is from RefSeq and is a predicted model, not a curated record. NCBI's taxonomy places the organism in Eukaryota, Fungi, Ascomycota, Sordariomycetes, Hypocreales, Nectriaceae.